Messenger RNA from Knipowitschia caucasica, 936 nucleotides. The record is from the annotation of a GenBank genome assembly. Lineage: Eukaryota; Metazoa; Chordata; Actinopteri; Gobiiformes; Gobiidae.
AUGCGUAGAGACUUGUUUGCCAGUGAGUCUGUGAUGUUUGUCGUCUUGCUCUUGUGGCUGUCGGUCAUGUUCAGGCCAGAGGGGGGGUCCCAGGUCCCGAUCUGUGGGGGGGGGGGGUCAGGGAACCAUCAGAACCAUAAGGACCAGCAGGAUCAGAACCAUCAGAACCAUAAGGACCAGCAGGAUCAGAACCAUAAGGACCAGCAGGAUCAGAACCAGCAGGUGCUAGUUAGUCUAAACAGACAUAAGUCUACACAGGCGUCAGUCAACACAGGCGUCAGUCUACACAGGCGCAACUACACAGGUGUCAGUCAACACAGGCGUCAGUCUACACAGGCGUCAGUCUACACAGGCGUCAGUCUACACAGGCGUCAGUCUACACAGGCGUCAGUCAACACAGGCGUCAGUCAACACAGGCGUCAGUCUACACAGGCGUCAGUCUACACAGGCGUCAGUCAACACAGGCGUCAGGCUACACAGGCGCAACUACACAGGUGUCAGUCAACACAGGUGUCAGUCUACACAGGCGUCAGUCAACACAGGCGUCAGUCUACACAGGCGUCAGACUACACAGGCGUCAGUCAACACAGGCGUCAGUCUACACAGGCGCAACUACACAGGUGUCAGUCAACACAGGCGUCAGUCUACACAGGCGUCAGUCUACACAGGCGUCAGUCUACACAGGCGUCAGUCAACACAGGCGUCAGUCUACACAGGCGCAACUACACAGGUGUCAGUCAACACAGGUGUCAGUCUACACAGGCGUCAGUCAACACAGGCGUCAGUCUACACAGGCGUCAGUCUACACAGGCGUCAGUCAACACAGGCGUCAGUCUACACAGGCGCAACUACACAGGUGUCAGUCUACACAGGCGUAACUACACAGGCGUAACUACACAGUUGUCAGUCUACACAGGUGUAACUACACAGGUGUAA